GUACGGCGGGUUGAAUAGUGACGAGUCUCGAAAUUGUAUAUCUCUCAUUUCUAUUACAAUAACAUUUAUAGAUUAUACAUUAUCUUUGUACUGAAAUCAAUAUGUUUUAAUAACAUUUAUAGUCUUUAAAUAACACUAAAACAACUAGACUAAGUAAAUUCAUCAUUCCAUUAUUCGAUAGUUUUCAAAUAUUCAGGAGUAGAUAAGGGUCAAACGACUAUCUCGUGUAGAUUUCAGCUUUCACAUGCGCAAUGGAAAAAUUAAUAAAGAAUGCUUGGAAGUGGAACAUUCCUGCAUAUUUUAAUCAUUAUUAAUAAUACCUUUUACGCGCUAAGAUAGUUUCAUUAGUGACUGUUUAUUUCGAAAAGAACAAAGUGCUCAUUUAGAAACGUUUGGUUGUACACCUACCAUUUUUAAGUAAAAGUUUGCAAUUUGCAACCGCCGCUCGACACUGACCGUCUUGGUAACGUAAAUAUGCCUGCGACUGACGGCACAUCAGAAUCUACAAACCUUGUACCACCUAGUAAUUUAAAACCAAGCUACAUGAAUCUCAUUAAUAAUAGUGCAGCCCUAAUUUUUAAUGGGAUUAUAAUAUAUUGCUGCUUUCGCGAUGGAGUGUCUUUGUUUUCCUUUCAUCCAAUUCUCAUGUCAAUGGGGUGGCUGAUAUUUAUGUGUAGUGCUGUCAAUGCUGUCACUCCUGGAGAUUUUGCAACAGAGUGGAUGCCUAUACGCCUUCGAAGUGCAAGGCACUGGGUACUUCAACUGGUUGCGGCAACAAUCAUACUGACAGGUUUUAUUAUAAUAAUGAUAAAUAAAAUCAUUAAUGAUAAGCCACAUUUUGUCUCCUUGCAUGCCAAAUUUGGUUUAGCUGCCAUUAUUUUUACUUUUUUGACUAGUCUUGGGGGACUCACCACCCUAUAUAGUCUAAAGCUAAAAGACUACUUGGCACCAAUUUACAUAAAAGUAAUACAUGCUUCUGUCGGGUUAAUUACACUUUGUUUAGGAGUGAUAACUAUAGUUUUAGGAAAUUUUUCAAAUUGGUGGACUUUUGGAGAGGUUUUAAGGUUCCUCUCAAUAAUACUGGUAUUAAUAGUUCUAACUCUGACAAUUUUACGACCAACCCUAAAGGUAUAUUUUCGUCUAAAGGAAAGAUUUGGAUAUGUGAGCUCUAACUAUUAGAUGAAAUUUUUAAUGUUUUAAAAGAAUAAUUUAUUCAUUAUCAUUCCAUCUUUAAUCUUUAAUUAUGCUUAGUUUUUUUGCUGUUUUCUUUACCAAAAGACAUACUAGUUAUGCCUCCAUUAUUCUAAGUGUAGCUUAUAGGAUUGCAAUAAUUAAACACUUAUUUGCUAUAAAGAACAUAUGCUGUAACAGAAAAGGUUACAUCUCUUUUAACAUGUAUAAAAAAAUUAUUUGUUGUGUGACUCCAGCAAUAAAAGAGUGCUAAGUAUGCUUACCCUUAGCAUUUAGCAACACAAUUUCAACCUAUCAUUUCAGUAUUUCAGAAACAUAAGUUUUUUUUUAAAUUAGAUUACUACUUACUUAGUCUCAGAUAUUUAUAAUUAAUUACUAUUUAAUGUAAAUUAUUACCAAAUGCUAUGCUUAAGCCAAAAUGAUUCCUAUAUAAUAAUAAAAAAAAUACCGUAAAAAGUAUUGGCACAUUAUUUUGUACUCUAUUUUUAAUCUCUAUACAAUCUUUACUGAAUAAUUAUUUGAAAUGAAGUAAUAUAGUUUAUAAACUUUGAUCUGAUUUUUUUAAAAAUGUUUUGUAUAAAAAACUUUUAUGACUGAAAAUUUCUAAUUUUUU
Messenger RNA from Pieris brassicae (large cabbage white), 1804 nucleotides. RefSeq names its product transmembrane reductase CYB561D2-like. The record is from RefSeq and is a predicted model, not a curated record. The transcript is spliced from 2 exons. The coding region runs from base 475 to 1179 and encodes 234 amino acids. Lineage: Eukaryota; Metazoa; Arthropoda; Insecta; Lepidoptera; Pieridae. Gene Ontology annotation, molecular function: transmembrane monodehydroascorbate reductase activity.